Ostrea edulis (European flat oyster) is the source of this 1586-nucleotide messenger RNA. RefSeq lists its product as uncharacterized. The record is from RefSeq and is a predicted model, not a curated record. The transcript has a single exon. NCBI's taxonomy places the organism in Eukaryota, Metazoa, Mollusca, Bivalvia, Ostreida, Ostreidae. Bases 1 to 1524 code for a protein of 507 amino acids.
AUGUGUUAUCACGUGGAUAUUAAAAAUUAUGCUUUUGAACUAUUUGACUGUAUAUAUACAUGUAAGUGCAUCAUUCAUUUCUUCGCCGUGAAUAAAACGUUUUUAUUUUACUUUAUAGAAGCCCAACGGUUCAGAAUAUCAAACAUACGAAAUCCGCAUCCUGUUCCUGCAUUUAGAUAUAACCCGCAUCAUGACAUAGGACAUAACCCUAACAGGUUCUCUCAUAGUCAAGGAUUUGUUCCAAACAGACAAGAUUCGUCGAGGGAAAUAUUUCAAACACACGCAGGUCAGAGAAUUUCCCCCGUUCCACAUAAUGCCAGAAGACAAUCAGUAUUCCGAUUUCAGGGUAGAGGUAUUAGGCAGCAAGGCAAUAACAAACAUCAUUUCAAUACCGGAGACAUUAUUAAAAAGCCUACGUCUUCAUUAACAGAAAGAGUUGCGAAUCAAGCAAAAUCCCGAACAUCAUUCCAUGUAACUCCACAUAAAAUUUCAAAACCGCAGUUCAGUUUUCUUUCAGCAAUGACCAACGAUUUCCAAUCAAAAAACAUUGUCAAGCCACCUCAACAAAAUAUUGCACAUUCACCCACGAGAAAAUGGACGCUCAUUAAACCAAAGUUCUCCAGUGAUGAAAUAUCUGAACCAGCAUAUUUCACUUCAGUACAAACCAGACGUCGUUUUCAACUAACAUAUGUCAAUGGAAGACCUAGGGAAAUGCACCAGCGAAUAUUUCCAUCUCCAUUGAAGAAUACCAAGAGAGUUAAGUCUGAAAAACGAACAUUAGCGUCCCCCUUAGUUCCGAAUAUGCGACCAGAAAAUCUUGUCAUUGCCAAUGUUCAGGUUCCAUCAGACCUAGUCAAGAGUGAUAUUAGUCAACGAAACCCAUUUGAAAAUAAAUCAAAAUCAACACUUGUCCAUGUCGUCAACAAUGCUCCUCAGGUCGUAGCAUCUCCUAAACCAGUAGUAACACUGGAUAAGAUCGCACUCCCAAAACAGCUACGAAAAAAGCCCAAAGCGAAAAAGACAAAAUCAAGCAUUCGUAAAAUGAAAAACAAGAAAGGAAAACAAAAAGUCAAAAAGACAAUAAAAUCUAGAAAACCAAAAGUAGUGAAGAAAAGCAAGACUAUUGUCCCCAAAUUUAAAACAACUAUAGAGAUGAAAACAACACCAGCACCAGUUAAACCUGAUUCUACUAGGACCAAAAAAGUAACGAAAACACCAAUUACAACAGAAAAAAAUGCAAUCGAUGACGACUUUCUCCUUCCACGAGGCGGAUCUAGUGGAUCUUGGGAUAUGGAUCACGACUUUGCAAACUCCGGUUCGCAAGAGGUUACAGACUCCCUCGGUAGGGACCGCUUCCUCCCAGGCUGUCACUGUACGAUGUUUUGUGGACGUGGGUACGACUUUGCAGGGUUUUGUGGAGUGUCAUCAGCCGAAUUCUUCCGUCCAAGACUAUCCAAAUGCUGUCCCCUCAGAAAUGGUUCUGGGGGUAGAAGUCAACAAAUGCCAUUCUUUUUCGAUGAUUAGAUAAUUAUGUUGUCCAAAGGCAGCAUAAAAUCUCAAAUUGGGAGAACGGCUUAAAACAUAAU